Ornithodoros turicata is the source of this 486-nucleotide messenger RNA. RefSeq lists its product as uncharacterized. Bases 107 to 430 code for a protein of 107 amino acids. The record is from RefSeq and is a predicted model, not a curated record. NCBI's taxonomy places the organism in Eukaryota, Metazoa, Arthropoda, Arachnida, Ixodida, Argasidae. The transcript is spliced from 9 exons.
CGACAGCCUUGCCUGCCAGAAGCAACAGUCGUCUGCAAAACUUGUGCUGUCGUCUGCAAACUAGCGCUGAAGAGCUGCUGAAUACGGUGAAGAGCAUCCUCCAAUCAUGAAGGUCUUUCUCCUUUUUCUUCUCGUCAUUGGAUUGGCAGUGGCUGAAGCCUGGCUUACAGAUAUUCGGGCCAGUAGAAGUGCUGAUCCAGUGGCAGUGGCUGAAGCCUGGCUUACAGAUAUUCGGGCCAGUAGAAGUGCUGACCCAGUGGCAGUAGCUGAAGCCUGGCUUACAGAUAGUCGGGCCAGUAGAAGUGCUGAUCCAGCUCAUCCCAGGCGCUGGGGUCCUACACGUGCACCUACCGGUCGUGCCAGCCGUUGGGUCCAAAGAAGUGCUGAUCCCGUGGCAGCAGCUGAUCCCGCGAAGUAUGGGCACGGAUGAAGUGUUGAAAGCUGGUGAUGACAGACAAUAAAAGCACCAGCUGAUAAACCUCGAAA